Molecule: messenger RNA, 3572 nt
Organism: Thamnophis sirtalis
Lineage: Eukaryota; Metazoa; Chordata; Lepidosauria; Squamata; Natricidae
Source: RefSeq, a predicted model, not a curated record
AGCGGUGGUGGUGGUGGUGGCGGCGACGGCGGCACAUGGGUAGGACCAAGAGGCUGGCAAGCUGGAAGGAUGAAGCGGGGCGGGCAGGGAGUCCGCAAAAGUAAAACGGCGGCGGCGUUUGCUUGUGUUGGGGAUGCUCCGAGAUUGGGCAGGGACUAGCUGCACAUUACCCCAAGAUACGCAUCAUCAUGGCUUGCCUGCACGAGACCCGCACACCUUCCCCCUCCUUUGGCAGUUUCAACACUAUCUUGACGGAGAAUUCCCUCCGGAAAUUGGAUCCAGAUGCCUCGGACUGCACCCCUGAGAAGGACUUGACGCCCACACAGUGUGUGUUGCGAGACGUCUUGCCCAUAGAUGGGAGUGGAGGUGGAGGCGGUGGACACAGUCCUACCCCCAGUGAGGAGACCCACGAACAGUUUGCCAACAGCGUGCUGCAGCUUCACGAGAAUGAAUCUGGUAGUGGGGGAGGUGGAGCUGGCGCAGGAGCUGGAGUUGGGAAUCCUGAAGUCCGGCCUACCCGCUACCAUGCUGACCAAGUACGGAUCCACUGCCAGACAGGGAGUGGCUUUCUGGAAGGGCUUUUUGGUUGCCUCAAACCUGUUUGGACCAUGAUUGGCAAAGCAUAUUCCACCGAACACAAACAGCAGCAGGAAGACCCGUGGGAGGUACCCUUUGAAGAGAUCAUGGACUUGCAAUGGGUAGGCAGUGGAGCACAAGGUGCCGUCUUCCUGGGACGCUUCCAUGGGGAGGAAGUUGCAGUCAAGAAGGUGCGAGACCUCAAGGAGACGGAUAUCAAACAUUUGAGGAAACUCAAGCAUCCCAACAUCAUCACCUUCAAGGGUGUGUGCACCCAGGCUCCCUGUUACUGCAUCAUCAUGGAAUUCUGUGCCCAGGGCCAACUCUAUGAGGUGCUACGGGCUGGACGCAAAGUCACUCCCUCGCUGUUGGUGGACUGGUCCAUGGGCAUCGCUGGUGGCAUGAACUACCUGCACCUCCAUAAGAUCAUCCACCGAGACCUCAAGUCACCCAACAUGCUGAUCACGUAUGAUGAUGUGGUGAAGAUCUCCGACUUUGGCACCUCCAAAGAGCUCAGUGACAAGAGCACCAAGAUGUCUUUUGCUGGCACUGUGGCCUGGAUGGCCCCUGAAGUGAUUCGGAAUGAGCCUGUUUCUGAGAAGGUUGACAUCUGGUCAUUUGGGGUCGUUCUCUGGGAGUUGCUGACCGGAGAGAUUCCUUACAAGGAUGUGGACUCCUCAGCCAUCAUCUGGGGAGUGGGCAGUAAUAGCCUCCACCUACCUGUGCCUACCAGUUGCCCAGAUGGCUUCAAGAUCCUGCUGAGGCAGUGCUGGAAUAGCAAACCUCGGAAUCGCCCAUCCUUCCGUCAGAUCCUACUGCACCUUGACAUCGCCUCUGCUGAUGUGCUGUCCACACCGCAAGAAACCUACUUCAAAUCCCAGGCACGCCUUGGACAUCCGAGAGCACUACGAACGUAAACUGGAACGGGCCAACAACCUUUAUAUGGAGCUCAAUUCCCUCAUGCUACAGUUGGAGCUGAAGGAGAAAGAGCUGCUUCGGCGAGAGCAAACGUUAGAGAAGAAAUAUCCCGGGCUUUUUAAACACCAUCCAUCCCGCAGUCUCCUGCAUGGCAACACAGUGGAGAAACUGAUCAAGAAGAGGAAUGUGCCACAAAAGCUCUCUCCUCACAGCAAAAGGCCAGACAUUCUAAAGACGGAGGUCAUCCUGGACCCCAGCCUGCCUCAGCUCGCCAUCCCCGUGUGCCAGAAAGGGCCCCCGUCCCCUGGGCGUAGCCGCCGUGCUAAGUCACGCUAUCGCAAGGUCAGCACUCGGGGAAGCUGUGGGGAACUGGCCGAUCCUGGAGGAGCCAAGCGCCUGGAGCCCUGCACGGCCCUCCGCGGGCUCCAGCAUGACCUGCUGCUGCGCAAGAUGUCGUCUUCCAGUCCUGACCUCAUUUCCACGACAUUGGGAGCGGAGGGCCGCAAGGGGGGAACGGGGCCGGAAUCCCCACCAACGGAGCAGCCCCGCAGCGAGACGCCCAGUGAAGACACUGCCUCGGUGCCUUGCUCCAGCAGCCCCGACUCGCCCUCUUCUCGACAAGGGGCAGUGGGGCCACCAGGGAAGGCAAGGCUGCAGCCCGGAGAAGAGGCGGAACGGGAACAGGGCAAAGGCAGCCGCUCAGGGGCCCCACAGCAGUCUCAGCACCUCACACCAGCGGCUAUGUUGUACCGGGCAGCUGUUACCCGCAGCCAGAAACGUGGUAUCUCCUCAGAGGAAGAAGAGGGCGAAGUGGACAGUGAAGUUGAGCUCCCUCUCCGGCAAAGGUGGCCUCAGGCUAGGAGCAAACGGCAAUCUCUUUCCACCUUCAGCUCCGAGAACUUCUCCGAUGGGGACGGUGAGGAGGGCACCGGCAGUGAGGGCACCACAGCUUCCCACAGUGGCGGCACCCCUGAUGUGCCCAGUACCAAUACAGAUGAACGCCUGGAUGCCGAGCGCUCAGAUGACGACAUUCUGGGGAACUCUGAUGGGUUGUCCGAAAAGGAAGCCGCCAUUCAGCUUGUGAAACGGCAACUCAGUGCUGAGCAGAAUGCUGGAGAGGAUCCUGCCGCCUAUGAAGACUCGGAUUGUGAUAGUGCCGAACUGGACAAUUCAGGCAGUGGGGAGGUGCAGAGACUUCCAGACAUACCGAAUUUGUGAUCUCCACUGCUUGGGUUUCCUUUCCCAGGUUGUACAGUUCCCUUCUCCCUUCUUGGCCACCGUGCACCAUCACCACCUUCUCCCCAGAUAUUUAUAUAAAUAAUUAUAAAGCUCUAUAUAAAUCUAUAUUAUCUCAUAAUCUCUGGAAAGAGAGCCAGCACACCUCAUUCCUCUCCUCAGUUCCUGUUCCCACGUUUUCUCUGACCAGUUGGGGAGGGAGGUCCAGGGUCUCACCUUACGAUCAGGGCUCACUGCAUUCAACGCUGGACAGCUGGAGUGGAGGCUGCGACCAAACGGACCCUCCCCAAGGACGGCCACUGGCCCCACAGCUCACCACUUGCUCCACCCAGAGGAAGGCACCAAUUCCUUCCAUUUUGCUUCCUCCAAAGUCCCGAAUGGUUUGGGAAUUCAGCAGAAGAUCAGCUGGGCCUGAUGGGCCACCAAUGCCCAAGGGAUGAAGAGAAGAGAGCCAGAGGUGGCAUGGGCUAAGAAACGGUGCUUUCAUCCACCAAUGGAAAUGGCAACGGUGCGCCAGCAGGGCUGCAGGUCCCACCUCAGCCUCUUGACUGGAUGAUGUACAUCACCACCACAACAUCCUGAGUGCUUAACUAGACUGUCUCUGAGAUGGACUUGAUGCAUGUUGGGGCCACAGUCAGCACGGAACUAUUGUCCCAAUGGACAGCUUGGAAACGAGCCAUUUCCAUCACCUUUCUGCUCUUGUAUCUCUUCUCGGAAGCAACAACAGGAAGACUGAAGGCCUCAACUCCCUCCCAGGCCCCAUGUCUCUUCCCAGUACGUCAUCCUCACCUUCUCCACAUCCAAUUGUUCUGCAGAAACACACACACACACACACACACACA